AUGGAGUAGGUUUGGAGACCACAAAAGAUCGUGCUCCAAAAAUGGAGGGUCACGAUCACUCACAAUACGCACACUACCACAUGUGUUCUUCCCCAUAACGUCUCAAAGUAGAGUAUGCUAUCUGGACAACUCAGUUCUAUAAUUUUUUCCUUAAAAAAAAGUUCUAUAAUUUUCCCUCCAAACAAACACCAAUUAGCCAUGGAGGGAGGGAAAGCCAAGAUGAAAUCACCUGCUAUCACUCUCGAUCAAUUUGUCUCCAUCAUGGCUCCUCUUAUUGACAUGGAAAAGGAAGCUGAAAUAUCAGCCUCAAUAAGCACAGGCGCAACCAGAAAUUUAGAGACUGCCCAAAAGAAAGGCUCAACAAUCAUCAACUUGAAAUGUGUGGAUGCUCAGACAGGGUUAAUGGGAAAAACUCUUAUUGAGUUUCAGUCUAAUAAAGGAGAUGUUCUUCCUGCUCACAGGUUUAGUACGCAUGAUGUGGUUGUUAUGAAGCCAAACAAGGCUGAUAUAGGAACCCCUGCUCUUGGACAGGGUGUUGUUUACCGAUUAAAGGAUUCAUCAAUUACGGUUGCUUUCGAUGACAUCCCAGAAGAGGGGUUAAAUAGUUCUUUGCGGCUAGAGAAGGUGGCAAAUGAGGUUACUUAUGGUAGGAUGAAGGAUGCCCUAAUACAAUUGAGUAAAGGCAUACAGAGGGGUCCUGCUUCUGAUCUUAUCCCUGUCUUAUUUGGAGAAACACCUCCGGCAGUAUCCAAGAAGGACCUCACAUUCUGCCCCUUUAAUUCUAACUUGGAUCAUUCUCAGAAGGAAGCAAUUUCAAAGGCCCUGGCAUCAAAGAACGUAUUUUUGUUGCAUGGCCCUCCUGGAACGGGGAAAACAACAACAGUGGUGGAAAUAAUCUUGCAAGAAGUGAAACGCGGAUCAAAGAUUCUUGCAUGUGCUGCUUCAAAUAUUGCUGUUGACAACAUUGUUGAGCGACUUGUUCGUCACAGAGUAAAGUUGGUGAGAGUGGGCCAUCCUGCACGCUUACUACCUCAAGUAUUGGAGAGUGCUUUGGAUUCUCAGGUUCUACGAGGGGAUAAUAGUUCUCUAGCUAAUGACAUCCGGAAGGAAAUGAAGGCUCUAAAUGGGAAGCUGCUGAAAACCAGAGACAAAAAUACAAGGAGAGAGAUCCAGAAGGAGCUUAGAACUCUUUCCAAAGAAGAGCGUAAAAGGCAGCAGCUAGCUGUGACAGAUGUUAUUAAAAACGCAGAUGUCGUGUUAACAACUCUGACUGGAGCUUCUUCUCAUAAGCUGGAUAGAACUUCAUUUGAUUUGAUCAUUAUCGAUGAAGCUGCUCAGGCCCUUGAGAUACAAUGCUGGAUAGCUCUAUUAAAGGGUUCAAGAUGUAUACUUGCAGGGGACCAUCUUCAGCUUCCUCCAACCAUCCAAAGUAUUGAAGCAGAAAAGAAAGGUUUAGGUAGGACCCUGUUUGAACGCCUUGCGGACAUGUAUGGAAAUGACGUCAUGUCCAUGCUCACUGUCCAGUACCGAAUGCAUGAGCUUAUAAUGGAUUGGUCAUCUAAAGAACUUUACAACAGUAAGGUUAAAGCCCAUUCAAGUGUUGCCGCGCAUAUGCUUUACGAUCUUGAGGAUGCAAAGAAGACCUCUUCCACAGAACCAACUCUUCUUCUCAUAGAUUCAGCUGGUUGUGACAUGGAAGAAAAGAAGGAUGAAGAAGAAAGCACAUUGAAUGAGGGUGAAGCUGAGGUUGCCAUGGCCCAUGCAAAGCGACUUGUUCAAAGUGGAGUUCAGGCUUCUGAUAUUGGAAUUAUUACUCCUUAUAAUGCACAGGUUGUCUUGCUGAAAAUGAUGAAAAGCAAUGAUGAAAAGUUAAAGGAUUUGGAAAUUUCAACAGUUGAUGGGUUCCAAGGUAGGGAGAAGGAAGCGAUCAUUAUUUCAAUGGUUCGAUCAAACUCAAAGAAAGAGGUUGGAUUUUUAAGUGACCGUAGGCGAAUGAAUGUGGCCGUGACACGAGCAAGAAGGCAGUGCAGUCUUGUCUGUGACACCGAGACUGUAAGUAGUGAUGGAUUCCUGAAACGAUUAAUCGAGUAUUUCGAAGAACAUGGUGAGUAUUCAAGUGCCUCAGAAUAUAGCAAUGAAUAAUAAUUGAAGUUUCAUUGGUUGUUUUUUAUGAUUCAAGAGAGUAAGUCGCUGAGGAAUAUGGUUCCUUAACACCUCCAAAAGGCUCCUGGUUUUGAUUUUUUAGGACUUGUUUUGACAUGUUCUGUAUGCGAUUUUCAAUUACAAGAUAGGAAUUAAAUGUAGAAUAAUUAAUUGACAUGCCAAGUUCUUGCUAGGACUGCUUUUCAAAAUGAAAAAAAAAAGUAGCUAAAAGUGUUUAUGUACUUUUUUAAUUAUUUUAUUAUAAAAGAAAUAAUUGAAUUGAAAUUGAGAUGUCAACAAUUUAACAUGA
Humulus lupulus (European hop) is the source of this 2452-nucleotide messenger RNA. RefSeq lists its product as uncharacterized. Gene Ontology annotation, molecular function: ATP binding; RNA binding; ATP hydrolysis activity. Lineage: Eukaryota; Viridiplantae; Streptophyta; Magnoliopsida; Rosales; Cannabaceae. The record is from RefSeq and is a predicted model, not a curated record. The coding region runs from base 115 to 2142 and encodes 675 amino acids. The transcript has 15 exons.